Carassius gibelio (silver crucian carp) is the source of this 1739-nucleotide messenger RNA. RefSeq lists its product as uncharacterized. The record is from RefSeq and is a predicted model, not a curated record. The transcript is spliced from 3 exons. NCBI's taxonomy places the organism in Eukaryota, Metazoa, Chordata, Actinopteri, Cypriniformes, Cyprinidae. Bases 57 to 1241 code for a protein of 394 amino acids.
CACCUGUGACCAUCCUCACCUUUUCUCAAGGUUCAUGUCGUUAUAACAAACUUAACAUGAACAUCACGGACUGCAUAACUGCAGAAAAAAUGAGAUAUAGAGUGUUGCUGUCCUCUACUGGUGAUUUUCACAAGAUAGCCUUGAUGAUCAUGAGAAGACGAACUUCUGCUGUGUGGUCCUAUCCUCGAGAGCACAAGUGGUGGGAUACCAUUGUACCUGAAUUCACUCCAGAACAGUUCAUCCAGAAUUUUCGGGUCUCACGGGAGUCUUUUGAGUACAUGUGUUAUCGUCUCAAGCAUGUGCUUGAACGAAAGAACACCAAUUUCCGCUUGUGUUUACCUGUAAAAAAACGAAUUGCCAUUGCCCUUUGGAAGCUUGCUACUGGCAAUGAGUACAGAAGUGUCAGUCAGCUUUUCGGGGUUGGCGUGAGCACUGUAUUCAACUGUGUGCAGGACUUCUGCAAUGCUGUAAUUAAAGUUCUUCUGCCUGUACACAUUAAAUUCCCAGAUUCAAAAAGGUUGAAAGAGAUGGCAGAUGUUUUUGAAAACCGCUGGAAUCUUCCUCAAUGUGUGGGUGCAAUAGAUGGAAGCCACAUUCCUAUUAUAGCACCUGAAAAAUACCCUCGUGACUAUUUUAACCGGAAAGGGUGGCAUUCAAUAGUAAUGCAAGCGGUAGUGGAUGGCAACGGGCUUUUCUGGGAUUUGUGUGUUGGCCAUCCUGGGAGCGUCCAUGAUGCAAGGGUCUUAAGAGAGUCUUAUUUGUGGAAAAUGUUGAAUGAUGGACACCCCUUAAAACAAAGCAAAGCACACAUCUCUGGUUGUGAUGUUGGAUACUACCUGAUUGGAGACUCAGCCUAUCCCUUGCAAAACUGGCUGAUGAAACCAUUUCCAGACACGGGCGGAUUAACCCCACAGCAGCAAAGGUUCAAUAUCAGGUUGAGCAGUGCAAGGUCCGUUGUGGACUCAAGUUUUGGAAGGCUAAAGGCAAGAUGGAAGUGUCUCUUAAAAAGGAAUGACUGUAAACUGGAGCUGAUAAAGAAGAUGGUUUUGACCUGCUGUGUGCUGCACAAUAUCUGUGAGGAACGUGACCCCUUCAGCGAAGACAUUUCAGCCGUCCAUAUGUACACACAGCCUCCCGUUCAGGCAUUAAUAGAUCACGAACCAGAAGGGACAGAUGUACAAACGGCAUUAUUAGACUACUUUAACAGACAGGACGGUGAAAUUAUUCAAGUAGUAUUGUAAUUAUUACUUUUUUUUUUCUCAGAUUCUUAAUUGCUGAUGGUGUUUAAUUGAGCUGUAUAUUGGCUUGUUAUAAAAAUAAAUAAAAAGGAAAAAAGGAAAAUAGAUUUGACAAAUGUAAAGUUUUAUUCUGUAAAGUACAAAGACAUAUACAGAAGCAAACUUGAGACACGUGUAUGAAGCGACAACUCAAGAGUAAACAAUGAAGAAAUGUUAAAACAUUUUGGUAACAGGAUUUGUAACCAAUUUUAAUUCUGCAAUGUAAAUACCAUCAUCCCACAUGCUGUAUGUUAUUUCUGUUUUAUGUAGAAAAGGGAAUGUAGUCUCUGAGGAAAAGUAGAAACCAUAGAAUGCAUGAUAAUGCCAUGUUCUUUGGAGCAAACUUUAAUAUUGGGAUUUAACACAGCCUUUAUUCCAAGAAAUCUGACGGUGAUGGUUCAGUCAGGCUCUUGAACCUGUAGAACAGAUGAAAUGCACACAAAAAAAGAAAAAAAAAAAGGG